Molecule: messenger RNA, 522 nt
Organism: Penicillium egyptiacum
Lineage: Eukaryota; Fungi; Ascomycota; Eurotiomycetes; Eurotiales; Aspergillaceae
Source: the annotation of a GenBank genome assembly
AUGUCAGAAGCACCGGUCAUAUACUCACAUUCAUCCAGCUACGCAAUCUGUCCGCAUCCCCGCAAUGUCACAGAUGACAAUCUUCGGCUUCUUCAGCGUAACGGUGGAAUCAUCAUGGUCUGUUUCUUGAGGGAACUCACAGAUGCGAAGCCUGACUCUGGAGCCACUCUUUCCCGAGUUAUCGACCAUAUCAUAUACAUAGGUGAGAAAAUUGGAUACUCGCACGUGGGCAUUGGAUCCGACUUUGACGGGAUGCUCCGGGGGCCUGACGGAUUGGAGGAUGUUGCACAAUACCCAGCUCUGGUGGAAGGGAUUCUGAGUAGGGGGGUUGCCGAGACUGACGUUAAGGAUAUAAUGGGUAGAAAUCUCAUCCGGGUAAUGGAAGAAGUGGAAAGAUUCUCUCGUCAGGCGAAAGCUACAACAGUGGCGUUCCUUGGUGAUGAUAUUGGCGAGAUAUGGAGCGAGGAUAUUAAGGGACAGCUGCUAGAUGAACGGAAGAGAUGUAGGUCACUGGCUACCUAG